AUGUUUGGAUUUGAUUUUAAUAACCCAUUUACCAAGAAGAAACGUGAAGCUGAACAAUUAGCUCGUAUUCAAGCAUUACAAGAAGAACAAAGAGAUAGCCGUGAACAAAUGAGGAGUGGAAAUUGGGAAUCGAAAAAAAAUAUCGAAAAUGCAUUGAAACAAGCCAGUAACAAUAAUACCAUGUCAUCUCAUUAUCAACCUGGGCAAUCAACUAAUCGAUCAAAAUAUCAAUUUGAAGCUGAUGAGGAAGAUGAUAGAUUAGAAGAUCAGAUAGACAAAAAUUUGGAUAGUCUUGCAGCGGGUUUAGGAACUUUACAAGCUAUGGUUUCCAAUAUUGUCAAAGAAGUUGAUAAUCUGAAAUUUUUAAAAGAGAUCAUUCCUCAAACAUAUAGUUUAGAAGCUGCGCUUCAAAAAUCUGAAAAAAUAAGACGAAAUUUAAGUAGACAUAAUGCCAAAUUAAAUUCUGAAGAUGCAAGUGGUGAUAGUAAUAACAGUGAUGAAGAAUCUGACAAAUCUGACGAUACAAAACAUCAUAAAGUUCAUUUAUUUAACAAUGACAUACCUACACUAUGCUUCCAAUUUCGCAUCAACCAUUUUAAAAAACAAUUGGGAAUAUUUCAUCGACCUAUACCAUUUGAAGAAACUAUUGUAAAACUAGAACCAAAAUUGAUUGAUUCGUAUGCAAAGGAUUUAGUCGUCAAGUAUUUGAACAAUCUUAUUUCCAAAUUCCCAGAACCAAUCAAAAUUACCAUUCAUCUACCUUCUACAAAUACCCAACAUCCAAUCAAACUUUACCCUCCAAAUAACAAUGAUUCUGCUGCUAUUCAUAAAGAAAUCAUCUUAAAACUACACGAUUAUUCAUUUUUCACAGAUAUUUUAAUCAAUCAAAACUUAUUCCGUGCAUUAAUAAUUGGAUAUUUUAAGAAGUCUUGGGAUUGCAAUGAUUUAUCAUUACUGUUCCAAUUUUUCUUUAAUUUUUCGAACAAUAAAUUCAACUGCAUCAACACAACAAUUAGUGAUAAUAAAUAUCAAAAUUGGGUAAAUUUAAUAAGAGACUGGUAUUGGAAACGUAUUUUUACCAGUGAUUGGUAUGGUGAAGUUACAGUGGUAAAAGUUAAACUAAAAAAUAACAUCAAUGAUAAUAAUAAAAUAGUCAACCCUAUACCAAGUGCACAUAUAUUCAAUAUGAAGAUGAUUAAAGAAGGAAUUAAACCUGAAAAAGCAACUUAUAAAGUGUUAAAGCAUAUCAAUAAUAAUAUUAUUUUUCCAAGAACUCUUCAGAAAAUUAAAGAUGGAAUAUAUUGGUUAGAUUUAGUUAAGAAUGUAGAAAUUGUAUACGAAUUAUAUAAAAACUUCAUAAGAAUAAUAACAAUGGCAAUGACAAUUAGCAUAUAG
Entrophospora sp. SA101 is the source of this 1395-nucleotide messenger RNA. The record is from the annotation of a GenBank genome assembly. Lineage: Eukaryota; Fungi; Glomeromycota; Glomeromycetes; Entrophosporales; Entrophosporaceae.